Salarias fasciatus (jewelled blenny) is the source of this 2484-nucleotide messenger RNA. Its product is annotated as ras-related protein Rab-12. The record is from RefSeq and is a predicted model, not a curated record. NCBI's taxonomy places the organism in Eukaryota, Metazoa, Chordata, Actinopteri, Blenniiformes, Blenniidae. Gene Ontology annotation, molecular function: GTP binding; GTPase activity. Bases 140 to 871 code for a protein of 243 amino acids. The transcript is spliced from 6 exons.
UCUGGUUUCUAAUGGCUGAACAACAACAACUGUCGGUAACAGAGAAACUUUCUGAAACUUCUUCGGGGACGGAGGAAAGUUUGCUGUAACUACCUGCUUCGUUCUGUUCGUCUUUCAAACCACCAAUGCGGAGUUACUGAUGGAUUCUAGGUUUGACAUCCCGCGGAGGGCCGCCGGAGCUGGCGGCGGGGGCUCCGCGAACUCGUCCCCGGCUCUGGGGGCUCAGUCCCGGCGCAGGAAGGUGCCGCCCCGGCCCGCUGAUUUCAAACUCCAGAUCAUCAUCAUCGGAUCCCGCGGUGUCGGUAAAACCAGCCUCAUGGAGCGGUUCACCGACGACACCUUCUGCGAAGCCUGCAAGUCGACCGUCGGAGUCGACUUCAAAAUCAAGACGGUGGAGCUGAGAGGGAAGAAGAUUCGACUACAGAUAUGGGACACAGCUGGACAGGAGAGGUUCAACAGCAUCACAUCAGCCUACUACCGAGGAGCCAAAGGAAUCGUGCUGGUGUACGAUAUCACCAAACAGGAGACCUUCGAGGACCUUCCUAAAUGGAUGAAAAUGAUCGACAAGUACGCCUCAGAGGAGGCGGAGCUGCUGCUGGUCGGGAACAAGCUGGACUGUGAGACGGACCGGAUCAUCACCAGACAGCAGGGGGAGCGGUUCGCCUCUCGGAUUAGCGGAAUGCGCUUCUGCGAAGCGAGCGCCAAGGACAACUUCAACGUGGACGAGAUCUUCCUGAAGCUGGUGGAUGACAUCCUGAGCAAGAUGCCUCUGGAAGUGCCCAACAAGGAGCUCUCCAACAGCGUCCUGUCUCUGCAGCCUGAACCGGAAGUGCCGCCGGAGCUGCCUCCCCCACGCAUGCGCUGCUGCUGAGAGACACACACACACACACACACACACACACACACACACACACACACACACACACACACACACACACACACACACACACACACACACACACACACACACACACACACCCACAUACACAGUAUGCAGAGUAUCAUUGUAGCCACCAGAGGGCGGCACAUAGCAGCAGUUAGGAAACACGAACUGUCUGGAGCAGAGUUUCAAAUCCAUCUCCCACCCUGAGCGGCACUAACAGCCCCCCCACCCCCACCCCCCACCCCUCUGUCUCUGUCUGCACGUGACCCGGACUACCUCAUCUCUCUGACCGUUCUGACUGGCCGUGCCCCGCAGGUGCCUUCUGGGAAGGGGGGGGGGGUCUCUCUCUCUCUCUCUCUCUCUCCCUCAUCACUCACUAAGUCGGUCAAACGGCGUCGGCUGCAGGUAAACAGAAGCACGUGGUGGAAGUGUGGCGUGUUGCCGUAGCGACCGGACGAGUCGUGUCAGUUUGUGCUCAGCCUUAAAGUAUUAAAAGAUUUGUAACGUUUUGCACUUCGGCCUCUCGUCCCCCGAGUUCAGCUGACACGCCGAGAAGAAAAGAAAAGCACAAGUGAAGCUGGGCCGCCUGGAGGCGGAGCGAGGAGAAGAAAGUGUGUGUGGGAGAAGACAUGAUGGAACACACACACACACACACGCGUUUUGUAUCUGUUACUAACAUGUUUCUUCCUCUGGAUUCGGAUACUGAUCAGAGACGAGUGUCAGCGGGGAAACGGGCGGGAAGCUUCUUCAGUAUUUGAACGACUCAGGAAACUUUGAUUUGCUGGUCAGACCUGCACAUCUCCUCCUUUCGCGAACUUGAUUUCAUCACAGUUGACUAAAAGGUCCAGUUAGUGGAAGCUGUGGGGAGAUGCGAGUAUCGGUGAGUGCCACGCCUCUCAGAACGGAGAGAUGGAGUGUUUGAGCUGAGAGGAACUGCUCUGGCUCAGCGAGGUCUUUUCUUCUGCGUUUUCUCUGAAUCCGUGUCUCUGCUCCCGCUGACGGACCAGUUUGGGGUUUUAUUUGCGGCGGCUUUUCCUUUUACGUCUCUCUGAAACGCCGGGCCUCGACGUGAACACUUCUCUCUUUUUAACUCCAGGUAUUUUCCUUUGGAAGUCGCUGCGAUGCGUUCGUGGUUUUCCUCCGUAGUCCUUCACCUUUUAUGUUAAACCCGAGCUUCUGUUGGCUUCAAAUGUGUAUCUAACAAUGACUCUAAUGCCAAAUUCAACAUGUUGAACUCUGCCUUGGGCGCAGACGUCGAGGCUCGAUGCCUUUAAUCACGUCUCGCAGUAUUGAUCCGAUCGAGCAACACGACCUUUGUGUACAUGUGAGCGUUUCUUCAGACGUAGACAGUCUUUUGACCUUUGACACUAACCCUGUGCUCUAUCUUUUAUUAGCCAAGCCCUCUAACCUCUCUGUGUUUUCCGAAACGCUUUUCCCUCGACCCGAGCGUCGCCUUCCACACGGAAGACUCUACUUCGUGUUCAACCGGUCGGGAAGUCUGUGGAAGGUUUUGGCAUGUUUAAAACAGAUUUGUGGUAUUUAUAACUUGUGGCAUUCUUGAACUAAUGAAAUGCAAUUAAAGAUGUCUAUAUUUAUUACCA